AUGGCCAAUGGAGGGCUGAGGGGAAAAGAAACCAAAAUAUAUAAAGUGCAUGAACAUUCGGAUACAGGGAAUCAAACCCCAAGCUGCCGCGACACGAUCCAAAUAUACGAUGAGAGGCGGUAUUAUCGAUGUUCUGGAUGGGUGCCCAAACCUGUCAGGAUCAAGAUUCAAAAUUCAAUUAAAGGGGGUGGAAUCGGGGACCCGUCAACGCAUGGCUCCCGCUUUGGACAGUCCCUCCGUGUAACUAUGACUUCAUUCCAUGAAGACUCCACAUUUUCAACUUUGUCUGACUCAUUGCUCUCUCCCGCUCUGCGACCUACGCGACCCAAAACGAGCACUCGUGCAGGCGUGUCACCCCUUACCGACUCAUUUCCUGACGAACCCGCCAUACUCGCGUACAGCCUACCAAACUCGAUGAUUCUAUCCUCGGCUUCUUCAGCCACGCUCGCUAGCCCCGAGCUUAGUCCUCAUCACUACAAGCUGAACGUUGACCUCGUCAUCCAGCCACCAAAAGGCUAUCUUGAACCGCAUGUCAGCAAUCUGCCGCGACGGAGGGUGGUCAGGAGGAGGGUCGUGUACAGUGAGAGCGAAAGCGACGACGACGAUAAAGCGAGCGCCAGGACCGACCCUUCACCUUCGCCCAAAGAACCCCAGCAUGUGCGCAUACAAGCGCUCGGCGAGGAUACAGGAGUCUGCGUGUCGACUUCGGAGGUGGAAGGAUGGGACGGGGACGUCAUUCGCGUCGACGAGGAAGAAGAGAAUGACUGUGGAGUGCCGACUUCGUCUCGGUCGGCGUUCCUAGAGUUAGUGACGAAGGGCUCGGCGUUUCGGAGGGUGCUGGUCGUUGGGUCUCGGGUGAAUGUGUUUGCUGUUGCACUGGGGAUACUUUGUCGGCGCAGUGGGAGAGAUAUGAUAGAGACGUAUAUGGAGCUGCAUGAUACGGGCGGGCUGGAUGAUGCGUGGAGGGGUCUGUUGAGUCGCGAUGGGGUCGAGUGGGUUGCGGGAGAGGACAAUUAG
Guyanagaster necrorhizus is the source of this 1017-nucleotide messenger RNA. RefSeq lists its product as uncharacterized. Bases 1 to 1017 code for a protein of 338 amino acids. The record is from RefSeq and is a predicted model, not a curated record. NCBI's taxonomy places the organism in Eukaryota, Fungi, Basidiomycota, Agaricomycetes, Agaricales, Physalacriaceae. The transcript has 4 exons.